AAGCCCAUGUUUUCCGAAGGAAUUCAAGCAGAGGUGCUUUAUUAAGGGAACCGCUCAGGACAAACAUUAGCAUGGCAAGCACGGCCGUUCAGUUACUUGGCUUCUCUCUCAGUCUGCUCGGCCUAAUUGGGACACUAAUUGCUACUAUUCUGCCUCACUGGUGGCGAACAGCGCAUGUGGGCACCAAUAUUAUAACAGCUGUGGCGUACAUGAAAGGGCUCUGGAUGGAGUGCAUCUGGCACAGCACGGGCAUCUACCAGUGCCAAGUGCACCGCUCGCAGCUCGCGCUGCCGCCUGACCUCCAGGCAGCCCGUGCCAUGAUGGUAAUUUCCUGCAUCCUUUCUGCUCUGGCUUGCGUGAUCGCCGUCGUCGGUAUGAAGUGCACGCGCUGCGCCAAAGGGACUUCUGCCAAAGCCUCCAUCGCGGUCUCCGGAGGGAUUGUUUUCAUCCUGGCUGGUCUCGUUUGCCUGGUACCCAUUUCCUGGACCACUAACGACGUCGUUACAGAUUUCUACAACCCACUGCUUCCCCAAGGGAUGAAGUACGAGAUAGGCCAAGCUCUGUACUUGGGCUUUGUCUCUGCAUCACUGACCAUCCUCGGCGGUGCCCUGCUCUGCACCUCAGGCCAGUGCAGCACAGACCAGGCUCCACAGCAGCUGCGGCCCUGCAGCAGCAGGACGGCUCCCUCCUGCAGACCACCAACUGCCUACAAGGGAAACCACGCUUCUUCCCUGACAUCUGCUUCCCAUAGCGGCUACAGAUUGAAUGACUAUGUAAAGAAAGAAUUUGAAUCCAGAACUGCUCGCUUCAAUGCACAGAAAAUAAAUGCAAAGAGAGCUGUGAUACUCCACGGACUGCAAAUACCUGCCUACUUCAAGCUGGGGUUUUGCAUGCAGGGCAGUUCAAGAGCAGUUUUGCUCUAAAAAUAGUGUUUGAGCUUGUAGUUUCUGCCCUGCAACAAGUACGAACUGGCCACAACUUCUUACUCGAACAGUGUUCCCACAAAAGAAGAUGCAGUUUUGCCUAAAACACAAUGUCAUGGCAAAGCACAGAAGUGAUUUCCUGUUGAGUUUCUCAUUUCCAUAAUGUGUGAUAUCUCACUGUGACAAGUUAGUUGUUUGA
This is a messenger RNA of Lagopus muta (rock ptarmigan), 1122 nucleotides long. RefSeq names its product claudin 14 (gene CLDN14). The record is from RefSeq and is a predicted model, not a curated record. NCBI's taxonomy places the organism in Eukaryota, Metazoa, Chordata, Aves, Galliformes, Phasianidae. The transcript has 2 exons. Bases 72 to 923 code for a protein of 283 amino acids. Gene Ontology annotation, biological process: bicellular tight junction assembly; cell adhesion. Gene Ontology annotation, cellular component: plasma membrane; bicellular tight junction. Gene Ontology annotation, molecular function: structural molecule activity.